Messenger RNA from Cyprinodon tularosa, 2308 nucleotides. RefSeq names its product E3 ubiquitin-protein ligase TRIM21-like. The coding region runs from base 323 to 1972 and encodes 549 amino acids. The transcript has 2 exons. Gene Ontology annotation, molecular function: protein binding; zinc ion binding. The record is from RefSeq and is a predicted model, not a curated record. NCBI's taxonomy places the organism in Eukaryota, Metazoa, Chordata, Actinopteri, Cyprinodontiformes, Cyprinodontidae.
AUGUUCCAGGUCCUUUCAGAGCAAAGAGAGCAGCAGCCUGAUGAAUCCUCUGGGUUCCUAUUACCAGAGUUAAACACAUCCUGGAGCUUUGAGUGGAAAAGGGUCUGAAAUAUUAGUCUGAAUCUGAUGGAGGAAAGAAAGAGAAAAAUAGGAGCAGUUGGAGGAGGAGCAACGCUGGAAAAACCAGUUUUAGUGUCACUUUACAGAAAUGAAACAUAAAGGGUGAGAAUAACAUCAGAGCUUCAGUCCAGACUAGUUUCUCCGUCUCUGUCAGAGUUUCUUCGGUCUUCCUCAUCAACCGACUCAAACAGCGAGUUCAGACAUGUCUUCUAGCAGCAACCUGCGGUCUGAGGAUCAGUUCCUGUGCUCCAUCUGUCUGAAUGUCUUCACUGAUCCAGUCAGCACACCAUGUGGACACAACUUCUGCAAAGCCUGCAUCACUCAGCACUGGGAUGGAAAUGUUCUCUACAAUUGUCCUCUGUGCAAAGAACAUUUUACCUCUAGACCUCAGCUGAAGGUCAACACCUUGUUCUCUGAGUUGGUUUCUCAGUUCAGACGUGAAGCUCAGCAGGAAGCCAUCAGCAGCAGCAGCUCAGAGCAACAAGCUGCCAAACCAGGAGAAGUUCCCUGUGACGUCUGCACUGGAACCAAACUGAAGGCCUUGAAGUCCUGCCUGGUGUGUCUCCUCUCCUACUGUCAGACUCACCUGGAGCCUCAUCUGACAGCUCCACGUCUGAAGAAACAUCAUUUGAUGGAGCCUGUGGAGAACCUGGAGGACAGGAUGUGUCUGCAGCACGAUAAACCUCUGGAGCUGUUCUGUAGGACCGACCAGACAUGUGUCUGUUUGCUCUGUCCUGUUUUGGACCAUAAGAACCACAAGUUUGUUCCUCUGAGAGAAGAAACUGAAGGAAAGAAGGCAGAGCUGAGGAAGACAGAGGGUGAAGUUCAGAAGAUGAUCCAGAACAGACGAGUGAAGAUUCAGGAGAUCAAAGAGUCGGUGAAGAUCAGUAAAGAUGCUGCAGACAGAGAGAAAGCAGAAGGUGUUGAGGUCUUCACUGAUCUGAAGGAGUCUGCUGAGAGAGGCCUGAAGGAGCUCAUCAAGGAGAUCGAAGACAAACAGAAAACUGCAGAGAAACAGGCUGAAGACUUCAUCAAAGAUCUGGAACAGGAAAUCUCUGAGCUGAUGAAGAGGAGCUCUGAUGUGAAGCAGCUCUCCCAGUCUGAAGACCACCUUCACCUCCUCCAAAGCUUCUCCUCCCUGAAAGCUGCUCCACCCACCAAGAACUGGACAGAGGUCAGAGUCCGUCCACCAUCACAUGAGGGGACUGUGGAGAGAGCUGUUGCUCAGCUGGAGGAGAAGAUCAGGGAGGAGAUGAAGAAGAUGAUGAAGGCUGAGAUGAAGAGGGUCCAGCAGUCUGCAGUGGAUGUGACUCUGGAUCCUGAUACAGCUCAUCCUUACCUCAUCCUGUCUGAUGAUGGAAAACAGGUGAAACAUGGAGAUGUUAGGAAGAAUCUACCAGACAAUCGAGAGAGAUUUUCUAGUUCUGUUAAUGUUUUAGGACGUCAGAGUUUCUCUUCAGUCAGAUUUUACUUUGAGGUUCAGGUUAAAGGAAAGACUGGCUGGACUUUAGGAGUGGCCAGAGAGUCCAUCAACAGGAAGGGAGUGAUCCCACUGAGACCUCAGUAUGGUUACUGGACUAUUUGGUUGAGGAAUAGCAAUGAGUACGAAGCUCUUGCUGGUCCUCCAGUCCGUCUCCAUCUCCAUCCUGGUCCUGAGAAGGUGGGGGUGUUUGUGGAUUAUGAGGAGGGUCUGGUCUCCUUCUAUGAUGUAGAUGCUGCAGCUCUGAUCUACUCCUUUACUGGCUGCUGCUUCACUCAGAAACUCUACCCAUUCUUUAGUCCCUGUAAUAAUGAUGGAGGUAAAAACUCUGCUCCUCUGAUCAUCUGUCCUGUUAAUCAGGCUGAUGGUUGAUCUGAUGAAGCUCCAUGAAGAAUAAAUCUGUUGGUGAAGAACCUCCAACCUGAGUGACUCUGUAGUGAAAUCCUAAUGUGUCUGAUUCCUCUCUGCUAUUCAUGCAUCAUCUCCAAGCUCAGCUCCAGACCCUCAGAUCUUCCAUCCAUCCAUCACUUCCUUCAUGCUUCCCUCUGAAUACAGGCAAUCAGUGAUUACAUCUGAAUCAGAACAGAUCAGUUAACGAUUUAUGUUGGUGUUUCAGAGUAUAAGGCAGCAACAGGCAGCAGAUGCAGAAAAAAUGUCUUCUUCUUCUUCGUCUUGUGAGGUUUUAUGUUGGUUGGCAAUCUAGUUAAA